AUCUAAAAAUGGAACCAUCAAUGUUUGGAGCAGGGCUUGGCUGGAGCACUGGAGUGUCCUCCCUUGUUGAAGACACAGGUGUUUAUAAUAAGGAAGCUAGCUGUUGAAAGGAAUAUGCUGUUAAUGAGAAUGCUAAUUCUAAGUAUAGGCCUUAUAUGGAAGAUACUUUCUGUUGUGAUGAUAAUUUUGCAGGUGAUGUUACCUGAGGGCUCUUUGGGGUCUUUGAUGGCCACGGAGGGAGUACAGUGAGUGAGUAUUUGAAAGAGCGCUUCCCGGAUGAGAUAAAAUCGAGAAUUGAAUCGGAAAGUCCGUCUGAUUUGGUCGCAGUUAUUGAAGAGACAUUUGAGAAAAUAGAUGAUGAGCUCAAGAUGAUGGACUCAGAAGCAUGAGGGUCUACUGCUUGUAUUGGUAUAAUAAGGAUGGAAAGCGGUCAUAAAGUACUAUAUAUUGCAAAUGUGGGAGAUACAAGAGCAGUUUUAUCUAGAAAUGGAGUUGAGGAAAGGCUUUCAGUUGAUCAUAAGGCUUCAGAAAAAUCCGAACAUGAUAGAGUAAUUAAGGAAGGAGGGAUCAUUAUGAACGACAGAGUCGGAGGAACUCUUGUUCUCACUAGAGCUAUGGGUGAUUUUGCACUCAAAGAUAGUGGUGUUACGUGCAAACCAACAAUCAAGAAGCAUUUCAUCCGUCCUUUUGACAGAUUUGUUGUUAUCGCUUCUGAUGGUGUUUAUGACACCAUGUCUGAUGAAGAUGUUGUAAAAAUGUGAGAUUUAGAAGAAAGCACAGACAAAAUUUCAAAGGAUAUCAUUGUGAAAGCCCUUGAGAAUGGCUCUCAAGACAAUCUGUGUUGAUGCGUAAUUAAGUUAUAAUAUUUAACGCCCCCAUGGAAAUUAC
Messenger RNA from Moneuplotes crassus, 888 nucleotides. NCBI's taxonomy places the organism in Eukaryota, Ciliophora, Spirotrichea, Euplotida, Euplotidae. The record is from the annotation of a GenBank genome assembly.